Messenger RNA from Gastrolobium bilobum, 747 nucleotides. RefSeq names its product protein BUNDLE SHEATH DEFECTIVE 2, chloroplastic. Lineage: Eukaryota; Viridiplantae; Streptophyta; Magnoliopsida; Fabales; Fabaceae. Gene Ontology annotation, molecular function: protein folding chaperone. The record is from RefSeq and is a predicted model, not a curated record. The transcript has 5 exons. Bases 109 to 507 code for a protein of 132 amino acids. Gene Ontology annotation, cellular component: protein folding chaperone complex; chloroplast stroma.
UCCAACUCGUAUUCGUUGAGAACUCACUGAGAAGAGCUCACUCCUUCAUUUCCGUUCAGACAAGGCUUAGCUACCCCUUUUGAUAUUUCGGAAUCCCUGUGAUUGUGAAUGGCGCACUCUCUGUGUUUUGCUCCUAUUUGUUCCUUGAAAUCAUCAAACAGACCUGGGGCAGUCACCUGUAAUUCGGUUGCCCGGAAGGCUUUUCCGAUGAAAGAAGCAUGUCAGAUUUCUAAAGUUCGAAACUUUCAGUCUUUGGAGGUUAAGGCUACAGAAGAUAACAGUCAAACCACAAAAGUAAGGUCUAUUGUUUGUUCUGAUUGUGAUGGAAACGGUGCAAUAUCAUGUACUCAAUGCAAAGGUACUGGAGUUAAUUCUGUAGAUCACUUCAAUGGACAAUUUAAAGCUGGUGGAUUAUGUUGGCUAUGCAGGGGUAAAAGGGAUAUUUUGUGCGGAACUUGUAAUGGGGCUGGCUUUCUUGGUGGAUUCAUGAGCACAUUUGAUGAUUGAAUCCUGAAGAUUCCUCGUAGUUAAACAAAGAGAAAAAGAAGUGGGAAUCCUCUGUUGGUUUUUUUGCAAUGUGUAUUUAACAAUUCAUUCUGCAGUUUGUGGCAAUAAGAUUUUUGUCUGAAUUCAUGAUUGUUCUAUGUUUGAUUGUAUACCCGCCAGAUUGCGUUUAAUUGGAUUAAGCAAUGGUGGAGGAAGUUUGAUUAAACAAACACUCUUAAUGAUUUGCUAAUGCUUUUUCAA